Molecule: messenger RNA, 6357 nt
Organism: Linum trigynum
Lineage: Eukaryota; Viridiplantae; Streptophyta; Magnoliopsida; Malpighiales; Linaceae
Source: the annotation of a GenBank genome assembly
UGAUAUAAUAACAAAAUGCGUGUAUUCAUAAUACAUGUUGUAUUCCUAAUACAUAGAAAAUGAUGUAUUCAUAAUCUUACCUUUUUGGUGAGAUUUGAGUAUCCAUAAGUCAUUUAAACUAUGGGGUCGUUUGGAGAAUAUGAGUUUAAAUCUAUAGAUUGUCAACAAUCUAAAGAUUCAAACUCUUCAGAUUGUCGAAAAUAUAUUUUAAAAUGUUUAUUGUUUGGUAACUGUUAUUGUUAACAUUCAAAGAAAAUAAAAUUUUCAAUUUUAUUGUAAAUAACAUGUUUAUCCUUAAUAAGAAAUUAGAUUGGUUGGAGAAAUAUUACAAACCAAAAAUAUAUUAAAUAUGAUAAAUAAAUAAAAGGAAGAGAAAAAAUAAGAGAGAAAAAACUCAAGAAUCUAGAUAUAAAAUCUCUCUGAUUAUGAGAGAUUUUAUAUCCAUAGAUUUUAGAGAUUUGAAAUCGCUAAAGCUAAAAUUCACAUUACAAAAAGCAACAAAAUAACAAGACUUUCUACAAAAUCUACGGAUUCAACAAAUCCACACCAUGAAUCGUGUUCUCCAAACGACCCCUAUAAUCCAUGCAUUCUUUUAUCGGUUCAAAACAAUGAAUUUUCAAAAUCAUACAUUCUUAGUAUACACAUAAUCUUUAAUACACAUUCUUGUAAUACAUAGGGAUGGCAAUGGGUCGGGUCGGGGGCGGAUAGUGCAUAUUCGUUACCCUACCCAAUGUAGUUCGGGUUCUACCCAUACCCGUACCCACACGAGAAACGGGUAGAAAAUCAAAACCAUGUCCAUACCCGUUCGGGUUUCGGGUAUCCACGGUUAUCCAUGGGUAAUAAUUUCUCCUUAUAAUUCCAACCAAUAUGUUAACAUUCACACGUAUACUCACAUUACGUAAGAGGAAAAGUACGACAAUAAUUCACUAGAAUGACAAAAAUUAAUUAAAACAACAUAAUUUCAUGAAAAUAUUAUAUUUAUAUGCUAAAUAUAAAAUAUUCUAGAGAAACAUAAUGAUUAUUUCUAGACAAAAUACAUGUGCAUGUGUAUAAUCAGGCGGGUUCGGGUUGGAUAGUGAGAUAAUCAUGCCCACCCAUUACCCGCAAUAUUCGAGUUCGGGUUUUAUCAGUACCCACGGAAAAUGCUUCGGAUUCGGGUUUUACCCUACCCGAUUAGAUCGAAUUCGGGUGGAUAUCCACGGUUACGGAUAUUUUUGCCACAUUAUUUCCGUAAUCAAGGUUACCCUUAGUGAUCAUAUGCCUCCUACAAGCCCAAUAUCAUCAUACAAAACAAAAACAAUGCUUGAGUAUCGAGCCCACUAUCACGAGCUUCUGAUUGGAAAAAGGCUACUUUCCGCCCAUUUCUGAUUCCUACGGGCUUCGACUUUCUGAAGCUCAAAAGCCCAGCAAUGGCACGAAGGAUACCAAAACGGCGUGUCGUUUUGGUUUGACGAAUAGAAUUAUUCUCCAAUCUCCAACGAUAGCUACCGUAGUUCCGUUCCUCUGCCGUCGUUGUCGUCUUGUACUCCUGUCAAUUGACGAAACCGGUCACCCGCCAAUAACCGACGUUAAUAAGAGAUUCUUUCGCCGAUUCCCUUCCUCGGCGGUGGCUAUAGGGUUUACGGAUUCCGAUCAAUUUUUCCCGGUUGAAGAUCGAUGGCGAUUGCUUUGGCGAAGACAGAUCAAAUCCCGACGCUGAAGACUAUCGAAGCCGCUCUGAAGCUGACCGAGUUGAAGAAGGAGAGCCUGAGGAAGGCAUACGAUGAACUCCAACGCCAUUCUUCAUCCGCGGCGUUCUCACUCUCGUGGUCCGAUCUCGACUCCCACUUCUCCUCCCACCAGGCUGACCUCACUGGCCGCUUCCGCCUACUACAAUCCCGCGGCCCGGCUCUUCCUCGCCAGGGGGUCGGUCCUACUUCCUCGGACUCCGGCCAGCAGAACGGUGGUCCUAUUGAGGCCGAGGCGGGGAGAGACCUCGUGGCCAAUGGUGUAGAGGAGGAGAAAGCUGGGGUUGACUCUGACCCUGGCUCUGCAAUGCAGGUCUCUCCGGAAGUGGGAGGACCCAGUCCGGCUAGAGCUGAGUUGGUACUCUUUUGCGAGAAGCUGGAUGGGAAAGGGUUGAGAGACUACAUUAGCGAGCAUGCCAAGGAGCGGAUUGCGAUUCGGGCUGAACUUGCAAGUGCAAUUCAUGUGAGCAGUGACCCAGGUUCUAUGGUUUUGAAUGCAAUGGAGGGGUUCUAUCCAGGGAAUUCGGCUUCGAAAGGAGAUAAAGACCCGGAAUUGUAUCGUCUACGGAAGAGUUGUUUGGAUUUGCUGGAUGUGUUGGUUGAUAUCAAGCCAAAUGUUAGCGAUGAGGCGAGGGAGAGUGCUAAACAGUUGGCAUUGGAGUGGAAAUGCAAAGUGAGUUUGAGUGGGGAGAGCCCUUCUGAGGCGUUGGCGUUCUUGAGUUUGUUGGCAGCUUUUAGAUUGCGGGAUCUGUUUGAUUUUGGUGAGCUUGUGGUUUACUUUGUUGGCGUUGCGAGGUUUAAGCAAGCAAUUACUCUGUGUCGAGAUAUUGGUCUGGGAGAGAAGACUGCAGUUCUUGUGCAGAAACUUAUAGAUGGUGGCAAACAGCCUCUGGCUGUCAAAUUUGUUUUUGAAUUUGGAUUGACUGACAAGUUUGAAGUAGUGCCGCUGUUGAAAGCAUAUCUAACGGAAUGCAGAAAUUCCACUAACCAAGCUUGCAAGGAUGGAAAGAAUCCCAUCAAGACACAGAAUGAGGUCAAAUCCAAGGAAGUUAGUGCACUGAAGUCAGUACUUCAAGUCAUCGAUGAGCACAAGCUUCAAUCUGAGUAUCCACGAACGGAAAUUGAAAAGCGUAUUGAGACUUUGCAAAAGCAGAAGACUGAUGGCAAACAGGCUACACCAUCUUCUGCCACGAAGCCUCAACAGCAGCAGCAACAACAACAACAGGCAAAGAAGAAGAAGCAAGUGCAAGCGAAAUACCAGCCCCAAGCAAAGAAGCAGCAACACCAUCAGCAGCAUUACGGAAAUAAGCGCUUGAGAACAAAUGGACCGGCACUUCCAAUGGUUGCUUCUGGAUCAACCGUUCAGCGUCCAUUUCACCAACCUCAUUUGCAGCCAACAGGUUUGUAUCAAGCAGCUGGGGCCUAUGGGAUGGUGAAUGCCUCUCCUCCCAUUCCCUGUUAUGGGGGCUCAUAUGCUGGACAGUAUGGUUUCGCAGGAGCUGGAGUGGGCUUACCUGGGAACCCAAACCCUGCUGCUGCUGCUGCUGCUGCGGCAGCACAGCAAUACCCUUCUGAGUCUCAAAUGGCGCCAGGGUUUUAUAAUGGGGGGCAAGCUGCUGCUGGUUAUUAUGAUGGAUAUGGUUAUCCACCUCAGCAUCAUCAAUCCUACUACCCUCAAUAGAUAUUUUAGCUACUGACCAUCUGAGUUAAUACAACUUUUGGGGGUAGUAUUUGUUUUGUCUGACAUACCAUGCUGAUCACCAGAAAAGCAUUUGCUUUUCUGGUUACCAUGCAUGCACUACAAUUAUCUUGGGUCAGCAGAUAUUGGCAUUGUUCAAUAUCUCUCUGUUUGCUUAUGAACCAAAACCCAGCACUUUGGCUAGGUUUAUUAUUUAAGCAAGAUUUAGAUCCCUGAACUGCUUAAAGGUUCAAUUUCCUGCCAGUAGCUGAAUUGAGAGUAGCCCAAUUUGGUUUCUUUGUUGGUUUAGGUUUGCUUAUGAUAUCCAGCAGAUGACCAUUUACUAGCUUAAACCAAUAUGUCUGUCUGCGGCAAUGGCAUAUGCUUCCCCAAUAACCCCUCCUACCCCACAUUCAAACUCCAUGAAUGCAACAGUUUGCCCUUGCUCUGUAUAUAGGAUUAAAUAGUUGUUUUUAUCUUCAUCCACUUCUGUAUUUGCUGCUGCUGUUUUUUUUCUUUCACAUUGGUCUUGCUUUUGUUUUUACUGCCUCUGCACCUUUUCUUUCUGAGACUUUUUUUUUUGUUUCCGCAUUUGGCUUCUCUUCUUCCUUUUGUCCUUUCCUUAUUUUCUGGAUUGCUUUCCAUUUUUCUGUUGAGUUGCUGUCAGCUCCAUCAUUGUGGAUUUUUAGCUGCACCUCAUGAAAAAGCCCCAAUCUUUGUUCUGCCCCACACAUACCCACUUGAUAGCUGCCUUAUGGGGUCUUCUUUCUUUAUUGUUCUAGCUCAGAAAACACAAGUUGUGCAUACUAUAACUGGGAAUCAAAAGUAUAAUGUAAAAGGAAAGCUGUCCUCUUGUUAUCAUUAUGAUCCAAUUUGGUAGUUUCCCAUUGGUAUCAAGCACAUGCAAGGUUCAGUUCAAUACAAUACCCCUCACCCCAUCUAUGUCGGUGAGGGUUUUGUUUUUGUUCCCUUUUGAUUUUCGAAGGGUUAAGCUGUUCUGUGAUCAGCAGCAGUAGAGUCAAUCUGAAGCUCCUCGAUGAUAUUCUCUGAUGGAAAAUGCCAUCUGCAAUCUAAUCGAGAUCGAACCCUUUUUCUCAAUUUGAUCUCAUUAGAUAGAGAGCUGUUCCAAUGGAGUUGGGGGAUGUCAAUCCAACGUCUCCUCAGAAGUUUGUAAAAGGGAGAUUAGACCUUCCCCCAUAUGAACAGAGCCUCUGUAUCUAAUUUCUGUGCAUGUCCACUUGUGAUUUGGAUUGGUGUUUCUUGGUAGAUAGAAGAGAAUGGGAUGUCCGACUGAUGACAACUGACUGGCGGCUAACAAGUUCUUGAGCUUGAAGAUAUGCUUUUUCUGGACACAAAUAUCUGAGUGGAGUUAAUUGAUGUGGGUGGACUUCUCCCCUAAGUAGGGCUGGUAAUUUGUUAUGGGGGUUAUUGGGUUAACCGUUAAUUGUUGGUUACCGGUUACAUUGAUAUCUGUUAAGGGAUAGUAGCUGCUACUGAUGAAUAGGUAAACAGAUAACUGCUAUUUGAUCCGGUCAACUGCUAGCACGAAUUUCAUGCCUUAUAAUUUCGUUUAUUAUUUCUUCUAAUUUAUUUAUGAUAACAAUGUCAAUCGGUUAGCGGUUAAUCGUAUAGUCUAGCGGGUCAGCUAAUGGUAUAGACUUUUUGAGUAGUAGUUUUACCGCUAAUGGAUCCGACUAUCGGCUCUAUCGCUAAGUGGCGAAUAGUGAAGAAGGAUAAAUGAGUAACUAGGGGUGUCCAUUCGAGUUUGGUUUUAACCGAAAUCGAACCGAUUUGAUAAAUUGUUGGGUUUUCAGGUUCAGGUUUAAGGUUUUUCAGUUUUGGGUUUGGUUUUGAUUAUCGGGUUUUCGGGUUUCGAUGGAAAACCCUCUAGGAAUAGCAGUUGGCCCAUAUUCUUAGGUUUGGUUUUUUGGGUUUCGAUUUUGCUUUAACCAAACCCAAACCUGAUAAGGAACUUUAUCGGUUUUGAGUUCGGUUUUCAAUGAUUUCAGGUUUGGUGUUUUUUCGGGUUUUAUCGGAUUUCGGUUUGGAUAACGAACCCGACCCGAAUAUACACCCCUAUGAGUAACAUGUCAACUUUUCCCUCUUUUGUUCAUUUGUGAAGUUGGCUACAAGUGAAAGAAUGGCAUUUUUUUUAUUCUUUUGUCAAAGGUUGGUUUUGGUCAUUGCUACUACAUGGAUUAUUAAAUUGCCGGUUCCCUGUCUUGUACUUGUGUUCUUUCCUUCUUCAUCGACUAAUCAAUUGAAACAUUUCUCCAAGUAUAUUAGGUAUGAAGUUCACGUUACUAAAUGCGUCGACUAUACAUUUCCCGGCAACAUGUGGGGAAUAGGGAUUCACUUGGGCGAGAAGCACCGUUAACAAUCACGUAUCACAUAGGUUGCAUACUAGCUUGAAUUGGAUCGAAAUGAUAAUGUUUAAACGGAUCGUACUAAUGUUGGAUCAAAUUAAAUAGGACGUAUUCACAAUUUCGAUCAACCUCUCAUCGUCGUUCUGCCAUACGUUUUCGGUUGAGUAUCGACCAAACACAUGGCUUUCCGAAUGAGAAGUAGGAAACUAGCUCAAGCUGUGCGCGUGAGUCACGUUGAGAGGAUAGUUUGAUGGCAAGUCGAUUUCGGCGCGCGCAUCCGAAAUUCAGUGUAAGGAGCCCUGCUUUGGUUUGGUUUUCUUCUUUGGCUGUCAAAACCUAAGGAGAGUGAGUAAACCACACACCAGCAAUCCCUCUCUGUACUUUUUCCUUUUGUUGGUGCAUAUCAGCAUAGUAGAGGAGAAGAACAUGUCCCUUUUGGAAAACUGGACUUCGAUCUCUCGUAAACCACUCAGAGGGCCAAAUGCGUGUUUACCUUUACCUGGCGAUCCGACCGACCGGAGUCUAAAUAAGUAGAUGAGUUUUAGCAGUAUAAAAUGAUUUUCAGUAUUAAAAAUUAAAAUUUUAA